AUGGCUACAGCAUUCGAACCUUCAUUCUCUGCCAGCGGUAGCCGGCCAACUAUGGCCCCCGUCGGGCCAUCCGUCGUGGACUCUCUCCCAAGCAUCAAUUUUGGAUUCGACGAUUUGCGGGAUCGCAUGGCCAAAUUCACCACCAAGUUUGACGAAUUCAUCGAACAAGGUCGAAAAAGAGUGUUGGAAGAACGCAACAAAUUCCGCAUCAAUGUUGUCGAGCUUCAAGAGGACCAACGCAUGAAGAAAAGAGACAUCGAAAUUGUCCAGGUCAAGACGGUAUCCUACCAACAGACUCUCGAAAAGGAAGACGCCGAAACGCGAGAAAUGGAAGCCGCCAUCGCCUCGCUCUCCGCCCAGCGCGAUGCCCACCUCGCUACUCGAGACAGUCUCAAACAGCAAAUCGCCCAGACGCAAGCAGAGAUAGAAUCGCGGCUUGCGGCCCAGCGAGCACACGCAGCGCAGCAAGAGGCGCAGCAGAGGUUCAACGUGCCGGAGCUGGAUUUUUGGAUAACGAACUUGUGCUUGCGGAUCGAGGGCGCGGGGCAGGCUGACCGGCUGAAGUUUGUGUAUACGCACAUCGAUGAGAAGAACUGGGAGAGAGAGGCGUGGUUUGAGCUGGUGACGAGCUCGAGAGAUUACGAUGUCAAGCACUGUCGGCCGAAAUUAGAGAGGGACGACGUGGAGAGGGUGCUGGAGAAGGUGAAUGAGAGUAGAGAGUUGGUGGUGUUGUUGAAGGGGAUGAGGGAGCUGUUUGUGGAGGCUAUGAAGUCAUAG
Metarhizium brunneum ARSEF 3297 is the source of this 777-nucleotide messenger RNA. RefSeq lists its product as uncharacterized. The record is from RefSeq and is a predicted model, not a curated record. Gene Ontology annotation, biological process: chromosome segregation. Gene Ontology annotation, cellular component: Ndc80 complex. NCBI's taxonomy places the organism in Eukaryota, Fungi, Ascomycota, Sordariomycetes, Hypocreales, Clavicipitaceae.